Molecule: messenger RNA, 1655 nt
Organism: Diuraphis noxia (Russian wheat aphid)
Lineage: Eukaryota; Metazoa; Arthropoda; Insecta; Hemiptera; Aphididae
Gene: aph-1
Product: gamma-secretase subunit Aph-1
Biological process (GO): positive regulation of catalytic activity; protein processing
Cellular component (GO): membrane
Source: RefSeq, a predicted model, not a curated record
GCAACUGUUCGAAAAUAUUUAAUUAUUAGUACUGCAGCUGCUGACAGUCGUGGAUUAGCUGGUAUUAUAAAUUUGAUUUAUUAAUGUUUAGUGAAAUUUAUUGAUUGUUUUGCCCAACAAUAUUAUUUAAUUUGGUGAAACGAGGAAAUCCUGAACGCGGUAAAAGCUCCUAAAAUCAUAUAAUACGCUGUCUAGUGUCUGACUACUAUCACGUAUGGUAAUAUGGUAAUGGGUAAUGUGGUAAAUCUAUGGCUUACCAGUUACCAAGACGCCUACCGCCGAAUGCGCUAUUCGGUCUAUUCGGCAUUCGCUAUUUAGAUUUCGGAUCGUGAUUCGUGAUUAUAACAAAUAUUUAAAACAAAACGUAUUAAACGAUCAUACAAUAUCGUAUUAUAUGUAUAAUAAUGUGUUUAUGUAUACACUAAACGGAUCACAAGAUGCUUUGUUCUGGUGCCACGUUCAGCUGUUGACUGUUGUCAAUUGUUAAUUGAGUUGGACGUUCAGCGUAGCGUUGCAUCUAAUACAACUUAGAAUCACCCAGAAGAAUAUUUUUCACCCACUCGAAACAAAACGAUAUCAUUGCAAACGCGAUCCACUUUGUCAUCGAUCAUUUUUUUUUCUACUUGUUCACUGAACUUUGAUGUAAGCUGAACGAUCAAAAUUAAACCGAAUGUGUGCGCGUAUUGUUCAGUGUUGACGCUUUUCGAUUAAUUUACCUGCUGUGGAAGGCUGAACCUUGCUGUGACACCAAUUCGCAAUGACGUUACUGGAGUUUACUGGUUGUGCGCUGACAGCUUUCGGCCCAGCGUUGUCAAUGUUCAUUGUAACCAUCAUGAAUGAUCCUGUACGAGUCAUCAUAUUGAUAGCCAGUUCGUUUUUCUGGCUGCUCAGUCUACUAUUCUCGUCAAUAGUAUGGUUUGUCUUCCCCAGCAAUCAGCAGGUCUGGUUCGGAGUGCUCGUGUCUGUAUUGGUACAAGAACUCUUCCGUUACUUUCUAUAUCUGCUGUUACGCAAAGCAGAACGUGGACUCAAACGGUUUGUGGUGCACUCGUUAGUGUCCAACAAUAAACACAUAUUGUCAUAUGUUUCCGGUUUGGGAUUUGGUGUCAUGAGCGGCCUAUUCGCUUUGAUCAACAUACUUGCUGAAGUUGGAGGACCAGGAACAAUGGGACUUCGUGGUGGAUACAGUGCAUUUUGUAUUGUAUCUUCAAUUUUCACUGCAUUCAUCAUAUUCCUACAUAUUUUUUGGGAAAUACUAUUUUUCCAUGGAUUGAACACAGACAAUAAAAGCUUUAUUUUAUAUGUCAUUAUUUCGCAUUUAAUUGUAUCAGAAAUAACAUUGCUCAAUCAAUACUAUUUUAAUACACUUGCAUUGUUUAUAGUAUUUAUAAUAACAUUGGGUUCAGGAUAUUAUGCUUUCAAGACUGCGGGUGGACAUUUGCCCAUCAUUGACAGAUUUAAAAAUCAAAAUACUACAACAGCAGCAGCUGAGAAUUAAAAAAAUGUAUUACUUUUUAUAACAAUAUAUAUUUUGUUUUCUAUAUUUAUUUAUAUUAUAUUACAUGAACCUAACGUAUUGAUUUUUGAUAAUACCUACAUCAUAAAAAUUAAGUUAUUCUAAUAUUCAUCUGAACUUUUAAUUAAUAAAUUAUUAC